CUCCCCCACCACAAGCACUUCACACAGCCCUUAGCGGAUUCACAUUCAGCCCUUGCCCGCCACUACCAUUCGUACCAUCCCUACUGUUGGUCUGUCAGUCAGUCAGUUAGGCACCCAGCCUUCCUGUGGACGCAGCUCGUCUCUGUCAUCGUUGUUCCUUCAACGCUUGGCGCCGACAGCCCCCUCUCAGUUGUUGUCCAGGCGACUCUCUGCUUUCGCCCCUCACCAACGUUUCCUCUGGGGAAAUUCCGCACCACUCUCCGUCUCCAUUUCUCCCUCGACCGUUUUCUGUCUCUUGAAACCCAAGCGCGCCGCUUAAGCUCCUCCUAAAACUGCUCCCCGUGUCCUUGUCCCUCUAGUCCGCCACAGCCCCACCUCUUCUCCUUUUUCCAGUCUCUUGCACCAACCCACCCAUGGCGACAGACGCGCCCCCCGCCGCCGUCGCCGCCGCCGCCGCCGAUGCCGGCGACGCUCCCGCUCCCGCCGCCGACGCCGGCGCUUCCGCCGCGGCUGCGGCCGCGACGGAGAAACUAUCCGAGUCGCUCGCGCCUAUCCACAAGGAGCUGCUCGACAUCCGCGACACGCUGAGGGCGAUGCAGGAGGCGAAGACGCCGCCGACGGAGGAGGCGCUACAGCCGCUGCAGGAGCGGUUGGAUGCGGUGGACAACAAGCGCGUGGACGGCAUCUUCGGCGGGUCGCUCAAGACCGUGAUUCCCGAGGGCCAGGCGAUCCUUCAUGAGCUCAUGGACGAGGCGUACGACCUUGUGGGCGAGCUGGUGGUUAAGGCGUCGGAGAUGCCGCCCGAGAUGAAGCAGAUCUACGACACGUUGUGCGGGCUGAAGCGCAAGCUGCAGAAGAUGAAGGCGGACCGCGCGUACUCGCUAGAGGACAUCCACCGCUACCAGCUCAUGGUCGACGCCAUCGACUCGCGCCGCGUCGACGGGAUCUUCGCGGGGAACCUGCAGUCCAUCCCGCCCGGCCAGGCGCAGUGCAGCACGGUGCUGUUCCAGGUGUACGAGCUGCUGCGCAUCCUGCUGGGGUCGGCCCACGACAUGAACGCUGAGAUGCGCGGGAUCUACACGCACCUGAUCGGCAUCAAGCGCAAGCUCAUCGAGCUCAAGAGCAAGCACGUGAAGCACAGCACAGAGGACCUGCACAUCUACCAGCUGCAGCUCGACGCCAUCGACAGGGACCGCGUGGAGGGGAUCUUCGGCGGCGCGCCCAAGACAGGCAUCCCGGCUGGACAGGCAGUUUGCUCGACGCUGCUCGCGCAGUGCUUCAAGCUCGUGCAGGAUCUGCAGGAGACGGCGACGGAUGUGUAGGGUGGGAAAGGGUUGGGUUGGGUUGGGAGGAGUGGAAUUGGGUGGGGUGGUUUUGAUUUGAGGCAGAUUGACUUCGAGGCAGUUUUGCGUAGAUGCAGAGUGCCAGUAGUUUCACGUCGAUUGAUCCUGCAUGCCCUCCUAGUUUUGACGUUGCCACUGAUGUGCAUUGCAGAGGCUAGUACGCUUACAUGUGUUGAAGUGAAGUGCAUAUGUGGUAAUGGAUUAAUUGUGGUUUGUUUGAUUCA
Molecule: messenger RNA, 1567 nt
Organism: Closterium sp. NIES-67
Lineage: Eukaryota; Viridiplantae; Streptophyta; Zygnematophyceae; Desmidiales; Closteriaceae
Source: the annotation of a GenBank genome assembly